AUGUAUAACGACACCGCAAGUGACUUCUUUUUUACAUCUUGUGACAACGACUAUUCACUCGAGAUGACACGAUUUAUCGUCCAAAAGAUUAUAGUGCCUUUUAUAACAUCCAUCGGAUUUGUUGGAAACCUCCUCUGUAUUAAUGUUCUGACUCACAAGUUCAUGGUGUCGUCUACGAAUUGCUAUCUAACCGCGUUAGCCGUAUUUGAUAUUUCUUACCUGAUUUUUAGUUUCACAUUGAGUUUAAAACAUUACGCUGUUGUGAAGAGUUUGGAAGCCUAUACUUACUGGUAUCCCUACGCAAGAACGUUAACAGACAUAUGUAGCAACGUGUCCGUAUGCCUUACUGUAACAUUUUCCCUUGAACGCCUGAUUGCUGUGUGCUAUCCAAUAAAGGGAAGAGUGAUAUGUACGCCUCAGAGGGCAAGAUUUAUUACAUUCGUAGUUGUAACUUUUGCUGUUAUAAGCACAUUUCCGGAAUUUUUCGAAAUGGAAACGGUAAGGAUCGAGAACAACAAUACUGUUGUAAUUAAGAACACGGAGACAGAUUUCGCCAAAACCGAUGCCUACAAAAUCAUUUACUACCACUAUUUGGUGUUAACUUUCACAUUCCUGCCAUUCAUUUUAUUGUCGACCUUUAACGGCAUUUUAGUGAGAGCAGUUUACUCUGCACUGAAAAUCAGAAAGCAUAUGACAAAUUCAUAUUCUUCAUAUAAGCAAAACGCCCGUCGGCAAGCGGAACAAAAUAGAAUCACAAUUAUGCUUAUUGGCGUAGUCAUAGUUUUUCUUCUGUGCCAGUCGCCAAACGCUGCAUUGUUACUUUAUUUGACUUACCUUGACUCUCACGAUAUGCGUCUAACUGCAUGCGAAGCAAACAACGUGAAGAUCGCCGGAAAUAUUGUUAAUCUGAUGGUACGUAUCAACGCAUCGAUAAACUUCAUACUUUAUUCAGUUAUGAGUACGAAAUUCAGACGUGUUUUCUUGUUAUGUUUCUGUGAACGAUAUGGGCUAAAUUUCUUUACAAGAACGGAAACAAGUUCGUACAAUGGCCAUUCGGUGAAAGAGGCGGAAAUGCCUCUCCGUUUUCGUUCUAGAAGACGCCACAACUAUGGUUACAGUCCCUACAAGCACGUGCCUGUUCAAACCAAGAAUAAUUGUAGAAUCGUUGAAUACUACCAAAAUAGACGUUUCGAACAGAAACAGUCUCUUACAGUCUUUAAAACUACAAUAUCCAGUUCGAGUUUGCAUAAUGCCUCGUGCUCCUCAAAUGAUGACGAUACGUUUACACCAAUAGUUAUGAGGAAAACAAAUAAGCAUAGAGCCAAUGGAUCAACGCAGUGUCAAAGGUUAAGAAGACAUUACAACAGCAAAAGUAUGAGGCAAAUUGCUUUGUCUGACGAGAAAAGAUCGAAAGGUUCCAACGGAACUGAAAGAUAUAAUGACGUUUAUUUGAUAAAGCUUUCUCUAAAUGAUGGCAUAUCGAGAAGACAACUUGCAAUUCAAGAUACAAAAAUAUAG
Mya arenaria is the source of this 1518-nucleotide messenger RNA. RefSeq names its product FMRFamide receptor-like. The coding region runs from base 1 to 1518 and encodes 505 amino acids. The record is from RefSeq and is a predicted model, not a curated record. Gene Ontology annotation, biological process: G protein-coupled receptor signaling pathway. Gene Ontology annotation, molecular function: G protein-coupled receptor activity. Gene Ontology annotation, cellular component: membrane. NCBI's taxonomy places the organism in Eukaryota, Metazoa, Mollusca, Bivalvia, Myida, Myidae. The transcript has a single exon.